Messenger RNA from Solanum dulcamara, 1483 nucleotides. Its product is annotated as protein SHI RELATED SEQUENCE 1. The transcript is spliced from 2 exons. The coding region runs from base 227 to 871 and encodes 214 amino acids. Gene Ontology annotation, biological process: positive regulation of DNA-templated transcription. Lineage: Eukaryota; Viridiplantae; Streptophyta; Magnoliopsida; Solanales; Solanaceae. Gene Ontology annotation, molecular function: DNA binding; DNA-binding transcription factor activity. The record is from RefSeq and is a predicted model, not a curated record. Gene Ontology annotation, cellular component: nucleus.
CUAAAAGCCCCCACCAUAUAGUACUAUAGAGCCAUGAACUCUAGAAAGAACCGAAGAACCAAACACAAAUUGCCAAAUUUAGGAACAGAGAAACUUAACAACACCAAAAAUAAUAAGCAUUUAAAGAAAACCAAAUGGUAAAAUCAACUCAUGAAAUUAGUAGUGUUAUUGUGGAGGAAGCAAUACUAAUAAUAAUAAUAAUAAUAAGGAAGAUUAAUAGUUUGAGAUGAUGAGGAGCGAAUUAGAAGAAGGAAUAUCAUCAUCAUCAUCAAGUAGGUGCCAAGAUUGUGGAAAUCAAGCAAAAAAAGAUUGUACAUAUAUGAGGUGCAGAACUUGCUGCAAGAGUCGAGGGUUUCAAUGUGAAACGCAUGUUAAGAGUACUUGGGUCCCUGUCUCCACAAGGCGUCCAAGGCACCAGCUUCAUCAUCACACUACUAUUCAACAACAGCAACAGCAGCUUCAAAAUGGGCCAAACCCUAAAAGAUACAGACCAAAUGAAGUGAUAGGUGAUGAUCAGGAAGGAGGUGACUUUCCUGGGGAAGUGAGUUUUCCAGCAGUAUUUCGAUGUAUUCGGGUAAGUUCCAUAGACAAUGUGGUGGAUCAAUAUGCAUAUCAAACAUCAGUGAAGAUAGCAGGACAUGUUUUUAAAGGGAUAUUAUAUGAUCAAGGACCUGAUCAUGAGAGUCCUCGUUGCAACAAUUAUAUGGUUGGAGAAAGUUCGUCAAGUGGCUUUCACCUUCAGCAACCUCCUAAUUUACCACCUACUACUACUACAACUUUUCCACCACCACCAUCUUCGACUUAUCCCAAUCUAUUUAGUGCUUUUAGUAUGCCUGGUACGCAAUUUUUUCAAUACCCAAAAUCAUCUUGAAAUAAACUUUCUUCGAUCAAUUUAAUUAACUUAUAUACAUUGAUAGUUCACAAUAAAUCCUACUACUAUUUUGCUCAUUGACUGGAUUGGUUUACCAGUCAAGUGUUAUAUUCCGAGGUCAGACUUAGCCCCCUUCUGUGUAACUUUUGUUGGAAUAUAACUUAUACUACCUUAGUUGACGCCCUUGCCAAACAUGCCACCACUUCCACCAACAGUGAAAUAUUCACUCAGGAAGAUGAUCUACCAAAUGAAGUUAAGGGCCUUCUAAGAAUGGACAAAUAUCAGAUACAUGCUUUUUCAGAAUUAAGCUCAAGUAACACUCAAAUUGGAUUUUAGAUCCUCCUUAAAGUUACAAAGGGGAACUAUAUUUUCACUUGAACACUUCCUUUAAUCUCAGGAUAUAUAGUUCCCCUACCUUCCUCAUGUUUUGUGCACAUCUUUUGCGAAUAAUGGUAUUUACCUCUCGAGGUUUCUUGUUUAUGUCCCCCUCGAAUGUAUUUAUUGUUUAUCAAUAUACAGGGUAGGGGUCUUUGCCAAACUCCUCAACCACCUAGGAACCAACCUUAGUGGCUGGAAUAAAUUUAUUUUUAAAAAAAUAAAAUAAAAUUUACA